Dendrobium catenatum is the source of this 1332-nucleotide messenger RNA. RefSeq names its product ABC transporter C family member 2-like. The coding region runs from base 1 to 1317 and encodes 438 amino acids. Gene Ontology annotation, cellular component: membrane. NCBI's taxonomy places the organism in Eukaryota, Viridiplantae, Streptophyta, Magnoliopsida, Asparagales, Orchidaceae. The transcript has 5 exons. The record is from RefSeq and is a predicted model, not a curated record. Gene Ontology annotation, biological process: transmembrane transport. Gene Ontology annotation, molecular function: ATP hydrolysis activity; ATP binding; ABC-type transporter activity.
AUGACGUUCCCUGUUCGAGUUCUCCCCUUCGACGGUGUUGCCUUCUCGUUGGACUUUGCUCCUUCCAGCCCGCACGUUGUUGAUCUUCUUCCAUUUGUGUGCUUCUUCACCCCUUUGACGAUGACAUUCCUGUGGGCUCCGAAAAUUCGGCCAUAUCCUCCCCGCCGCGCUGAUAUCCGGUGGCGUGGCAUUGUAGAUUAUAGACGUCUUCUGUCUGCUUGCAUAAAUGUUGCAGAUCUGAUCCGGUGGCUUGGCGUUGUAGUUUGUGGAUGCCUUCUGUCUGCUUGCACAAAUGUUGCAGAUCCGAUGGUGUUGUGUCUUGAUGUUAUGAGGCAUCUCCUCAUCUUCAUGUUGACUCCCCUUUUCUCAUUCACCGGGGAGGGUCUUCUGGACUUUAAAAGCACUGCCCGUGAAGUGAAGCGCCUGGAUUCCAUAACUAGGUCCCCUGUUUAUGCCCAAUUUGGGGAAGCACUGAAUGGACUUUCAACCAUACGUGCGUACAAAGCAUAUGAUAGAAUGGCUCGUAUUAAUGGGAAAUCCAUGGACAAUAACGUUAGAUACACACUUGUGAAUAUGAGCGCCAACCGUUGGCUUGCUAUACGGUUAGAAACCCUGGGAGGGAUUAUGAUCUGGUUUACUGCAUCCUUUGCGGUAAUGCAAAACCAGCGUGCUGAAAACCAAAAGGCAUUUGCGUCAACAAUGGGACUUCUUCUUUCUUAUGCUUUAAAUAUUACAAGCCUAUUGACAGCUGUUCUGCGACUUGCGAGUCUUGCUGAGAAUAGCUUAAAUGCUGUGGAGCGAGUUGGAAAUUAUAUAGAACUACCUUCUGAGGCUCCUCCUGUUAUCGAAAGCAACAGACCACCUCCUGGUUGGCCUUCUUCAGGAACAAUUGAUUUCCAAGAUGUUGUUCUUAGAUAUAGGCCUGAACUUCCUGUUCUACAUGGCAUAUCCUUCAGAAUUGCAGCAAGUGAGAAAAUUGGAAUAGUUGGCCGUACUGGGGCUGGAAAGUCUAGUAUGAUCAAUGCGUUAUUUCGGAUGGUGGAAUUGGAGAGAGGGACAAUUCUUAUUGAUGAUUGUGAUGUUUCCAAAUUUGGUCUUUGGGAUUUACGCAAUGUUCUGGGAAUAAUCCCGCAAUCUCCAGUUUUGUUUUCAGGAACUGUUCGGUUUAAUCUGGAUCCCUUCAAUGAGCAUAACGAUGCUGAUCUUUGGGAAGCUUUAGAGAGAGCACAUCUGAAAGAUGUUAUUCGUCGGAACUCUUUAGGGCUUGAUGCUGAGGUCUGCUUUCUUUCUCUUGCUCAUGUUUUGCAUGGAGACUAGCAUACUGCACUGUGC